CACUGAUAGGUGGCACUGACUGACAUCACUGCUGGGCACUGACUGGCGGCACUGCUGGGCACUGACUGGCACAACCGCUGGGCACUGACUGGUGGCACUGACUGGCAGCACUGCUGGGCUGCACUGAUGGGCACUGGUGGGUGGCACUGGUGGGCACAGGUGGGUUGGCACAGGUGGGUGGCACUACUAGGCACAGGUAGUUGGCACUUCUGGGCACAGGUGGGCGGCACAGGUGGGCGCACUGCUGGGCACAGGUGGGUGCAUUGCUGGGCACAGGUGGGCGGAUUUUGUGUGUGGCACUGCUGGGCACCGAUCAUCAGGGCACUGAUGAUCAGUGACCCUGAUGAUCGUUGCCGUUCCCUGCUCUGACAACUGCCGGUUUUCGGCAGUACUUUCCUCACGAUCUGACAGCGUGAGGAAAGUGCAGCCGAGAACCGGCAUUUGCAU
Staurois parvus is the source of this 447-nucleotide messenger RNA. Lineage: Eukaryota; Metazoa; Chordata; Amphibia; Anura; Ranidae. The record is from the annotation of a GenBank genome assembly.